Molecule: messenger RNA, 4317 nt
Organism: Xenopus laevis (African clawed frog)
Lineage: Eukaryota; Metazoa; Chordata; Amphibia; Anura; Pipidae
Gene: trappc11.L
Product: trafficking protein particle complex subunit 11 L homeolog
Exons: 30
Coding region: 195-3596 (1133 amino acids)
Source: RefSeq, a predicted model, not a curated record
AAUCAGCUGACACUCUGGGCUGAGUCCGUGUUCCGGUCUCCAGUCUGACUGACAUCCUGCAAGGAUUUGUGUCACCGUAGAAUGGUACCUGUGCUUGUUGAAGCUGGAGGUCAGAGGUGAAGAUUACGUGUCUAUGUUGCUAGGGAUUUACAUCUUGUGCUACUGAACUGAUCAGCUUGUGUUCCAGUUCAAAGAUGAGCCCUACGCAGUGGGACUUUCCAGUGGAGCUAUGCUGCCGUCCUAUGGCCUUUGUGACCCUUACAGGUUUAGAUGUAACUUUUAAUGCAGUUCACCGAGCUAUCUGGGACUCAUUCUGUGCCAAUCGAAGAGCAGACCGUGUACCCAUCUCAUUCAAGGUUCUUCCUGGUGAUCACGAGUAUCCAAAAUGCAGAACAAAGAGAACAUCUUAUGAGUGGUACAUUCCAAAGGGUAUUCUAAAGACAGGCUGGAUGAACAAGCAUCUUAAUCUGGUGCCUGCCUUGGUUGUGGUGUUUUAUGAACUUGACUGGGAUGAGGGUCAAUGGAAGGAGAAGCAGUCAGAAUGUGCAACCAGAGUUGAAAUUGUCAGGCAGAGUUUACAAGGGAGAAACACAAAAGUUGCUGUGGUUUUAAUUCAGAAAAAGACUCCUUUACCACCAGGGGAAGACCUGAUUGCUUCAGAGAGGGCCGCUGCUUUGUGCAAUGCAUGCGACUUGUCUGGCAAAUCUCUAUUUGUACUGCCACACACUGAUCACCUUGUGGGAUACAUAAUUAGAUUAGAGAAUGCAUUUUAUGAACAUGCACAAACCUACUACUAUACGGAAAUCCGAAGAGUAAAAUCACACAAAGAGUUCCUUAAUAAAACUACCCACCAACUGUUGUUUGUAAGACACCAGUUCAAAAUUGCAUUCUUCAGUGAGCUGAAACAGGAUACACAGAAUGCCUUGAAAAAUUACAGGACAGCCUACAAUCUGGUUCAUGAACUCAGAUCUCAUGAAACAAAUAUGCUGGAGAUAAAAACUAUGGCUGGGUUUAUAAACUACAAGAUAUGCCGCCUGUGUUUCCAACACAACACCCCACUUGAUGCCAUUGCACAGUUCAGAAAGCACAUUGAUUUAUGUAAGAAGAAAAUUGGUAGUGCCGAACUGUCAUUUGAGCAUGCAGCCUGGAUGUCUAAACAGUUCCAGGCAUUUGGAGAUCUAUUUGAUGAAGCUAUAAAGCUGGGCCUGACUGCAAUUCAGACACAAAAUCCUGGAUUCUACUAUCAGCAGGCAGCUUACUAUGCACAGGAGCGCAUGCAGCUUGCUGCUCACUUGUGUAAUCACGAGCCUUCUGUUGCAUAUCCAAGUCCUGAUCCUCUUGAAACUGUCAAUGGAGUUCUUGAUUUCUAUGGACAGAGGGCUUGGCGUCAAGGCAUCCUUAGUUUUGAUCUGUCAGACCCAGAAAAGGAGAAGGCUGGGAUUCUUGCACUUCAGUUAAAAGAAAAUGAAGUCAUACAUUCGGAGCUCAUUAUUAGCCUUUUGAGUAAUGCUGUAGCACAGUUCAAGAAGUACAAGUGUCCCAGGAUGAAGAGCCACCUGAUGGUUCAGAUGGGAGAAGAGUAUUACCACGCUAAAGACUACACCAAAGCACUAAAGUUGCUGGACUAUGUUAUGUGUGACUAUCGCAGUGAGAGGUGGUGGACCUUGCUCACUUCUAUUCUGACAACUGCCCUUAAAUGCGCAUAUCUCAUGGCACAGCUGAAAGAUUAUAUUACCUAUUCCCUGGAACUGCUCGGAAGAGCAUCAACCUUGAAAGAGGACCAGAAGUCAAGAAUCGAGAAGAAUUUAAUUCAAGUAUUAAUGAAUGAGAGUCCUGACCCCGAACCUGAGUGUGAUGCCUCCAUGGUGAAGACGGCACAAAGACUGUGGGCAGAUAGAGUUUCCUUGGCAGGAAGCAACCUGUUUACCAUUGAGGUGCAAGAAUUUGUACCAUUUGUGCAAUGCAAGGCAAAGUUUCUGUCUCCGAGCUUUCAUGUUGAUUCUCCUAUUGAGUUGCAUGUGUAUCUGAAGACCGAUUGCCCCCAUCCAAUCCGCUUCUCCAAACUUUGUGUUGGCUUCAGCAACCAGGAGUACAAUCAGUUCUGCGUGGUGGAAGAGCAAUACAAUUCCAGUGAAAUCUUGGAGCAGUCAACACAAGGGACGAUGUGCUUAGUACCUGGGAAAACAAGAAAAUUCACAUUUAAGUUUGUUGCAAAAACAGAAGAUGUAGGCAAGAAAAUUGAGAUUUCUUCGGUGGAUUUGAUCCUGGGUGGCGAAGCGGGAAGAUGCGUGAUUUUAAACUGGAGAGGAGGCGGAGGCGAUGCAGCUUCUUCCCAGGAAGCUGUGCAAGCAUCUCGUUCCUUCAAGCGCAGGCCUAAGCUACCUGAAAAUGAAGUAUACUGGGACAGUGUUGCAAUACAAGCUAGCACCAUGAUUGCUUCUAGAGUUCCUAAAAUUUCUGUACAGUUGCACCAUGAACCUCCAGCCCUGAACAAUGAGAUGUAUUGUUUAAAGAUCACUAUACAGUCUCAAGAAGACACUGUUAUAAGGGACGUGAAGAUCACUGCAGGGCUGAAGCCAGGUCAGGAUGCCAACCUGACACAGAAGACUUUGGUUAGCCUGAAUGGGGCAGAAAUGUGUGAUGAAUCCAGCCCUGCCCUGCUGACUGAUAUCCCUGUUGGAGAUCUUCAACCUGAAGGAAAGACUGAGAUGCCUUUGUACAUCCGCUGUGGAACUGAGGGCACACGCAUAUUUCUGGUUUAUGUUUCAUAUCUGAUAGAGACGUUUGUUGAAGACAGACCGAUUGUCUGCAAGUGUCACAAAGAUGAAACGGUGACCAUUGAAACUGUAUUUCCAUUUGAAGUUGCUGUGAAAUUUGUUUCUGUAAAGUUUGAACAUUUAGACCGUGUAUAUACAGACAUCCCAUUCUUACUGAUGACUGAUAUCCUGAGUACAUCACCUUGGGCCCUCGCUAUUAAAUCAAGUCAGCUCCAGUUGGCACCUUCCAUCACUUCUGCAGACCAGCUGGAAUCACAUGUGGAAAACAUUGUUUUACAGACAGGGGAGAAUGCUAGUGAAUGUUUUUGCCUUCAGUGUCCUUCUGUAGCAAGUAACCAGACUGGAGUGGCCACAGGAUGCUAUAUCAUUUCUUGGAAAAGGAGUUCAGCUGAUGACAGUGUUCCUGUUGUCCACACAAUGGUAACAUUACCACACGUGAUAGUUGAAACCAUCCCUCUCCAUAUCCGAGCAGAUCUUCCAUCUUUUGGGCGAGUAAGGGAAUCCCUGCCUGUGAAGUAUCGCCUACAAAAUAAGACCAGCCUUGUGCAGGACAUAGAAAUUGCUGUGGAGCCAAGUGAUGCUUUCAUGUUUUCUGGACUAAAAAUGAUCCGACUGCAGAUCCUUCCAGACACUGAGCAAGAGAUGUUGUAUAACUUUUAUCCCCUAAUGGCUGGGUAUCAGCAGUUGCCAUCUUUGAACAUCAACUUACUAAGGUUCCCCAAUUUCACCAGCCACCUGCUGAAGCGCUUCUUACCAACACAUAUAUUUGUAAAGCCACAAGGGCGGCAAGCUGAUGAUGACUCCAUUGAAGCGGCAUGAGAAGGUUUGAAGUGUUCUGCCGUGUUUAGCCUAAAUGGACUGUCCAAAUAAACUGGCCUGUUUUGUUUCACUGAGAUGGACACAUUUUAGCUGGGAUACUUAAAAGAUAGAGUAAAAGUUAUAGCAAAAUGAAAGAUAAUUUAAUGCACGCUAAACAGAAAACUGGCACAGACUUACUUGUGUCAUAGACAUCAAAGGCGGAGACUCGUGCUACAAUUCAGGGAGAUUAGUCGCCCAACAACAAAUUUCCUUCUUUGGGCCAACUAAUCUCCCCGAACUGCCUUCCCACCAGCUAGAAGGAAAAUCGCCGGCAGGAUGGCACUCGGAUCGCUUCGUCUUCCGAAGUCACAGGCAGUUGGAGGAGAUUUGUCGCCGGGACGACUAAUCUCCCCAAAUUGCAGCGUGUGUCUCUGCCCUAAAGAACAAUAUUGGGACCAUUAAUGAACUGAUCAGUGGAUUUUCAUGUAUUUGGGGGUAAUAGUGUUUGUGAUUCAGUUUCAUUAACUUCUGGGUUUGUAGUAUAUGUGAAAACCUAUGUACAUUUAAGUUAAAUGUGGCAGUGUGCAUUAUUGGACGUCAGUUGUGAUAAGGUUCUUCAAGUUAAAGAUGGAUUAUUCCUAAAAGAAUGAUGCUUUGUAAAUAAUAGUUUCAUGUAAAGUUGACAUAUUAAUAAAUCCACUGUCUUAUUUCUAUCAAGAAACCAAAUAAAACAUCUAACGUC